Molecule: messenger RNA, 618 nt
Organism: Phaeodactylum tricornutum CCAP 1055/1
Lineage: Eukaryota; Bacillariophyta; Bacillariophyceae; Surirellales; Neidiaceae
Exons: 1
Coding region: 1-618 (205 amino acids)
Source: RefSeq, a predicted model, not a curated record
AUGGUACAACGUGAUGGAGUUUCCAAAGAUUUCAACGAUAAGCUUCUCAUUCGGAGCCAUUUACGACGCCGAACCGAAGAUAUUGCUUUUUGGCGCAAACGAGCGGGUUGGUAUGACGAUGACCAGUCCAUGCGAGAAUACAACAGUGGCGUCUACGAUGCCUAUUACCAGGCAGACGACGACGGUAGUUACUACCUCCAAAGUAACGAAAGCAAUGGCCAGGUUUCUACCAAUAGCAAUACUGCGGCAACAGUUUUCAAAUUCGUAGCGUUCGCUGUGGUGACAGGCUUCUUCGCAAUGCUAAUUCGGGCGAUUGGGCGACGAGCCCGGAAAGAGGCACCCAAAAACGCCGACAGGAAAGAACGCAGGCGAUCGAAUUCGAAAGACCCUUCACUUUCGCGUUCACUGUCCCGUUCGCGAUCAAGAUCGCGAUCACGCUGUCGUAACGAUGCAUACGAUUUGAUGACGGAUGCAGAUGACGUAAGUCGUAGCAAGCGUUCCAGUAGGAGCAAGACUAGGCGCCCAAGCACAGGUCGCAGCACAAGUAGAACAAGAACGCCGUCCAGAACUCCCCGUGUAGAUAACGAGGUCAAGAUACAUGAACCAAUCCUUGUCUAA